AUGUUUCACUUAAGGACUUGUGCUGCUAAGUUGAGGCCGUUAACGGCUUCCCAGACUGUGAAGACAUUUUCACAAAACAGACCAGCAGCAGCUAGGACGUUUGGGCAGAUACGGUGCUAUACUGCCCCCGUUGCUGCGGAGCCUUUCCUCAGCGGGACUAGUUCGAACUAUGUGGAGGAAAUGUACUAUGCUUGGUUGGAAAACCCCAAAAGUGUACACAAGUCAUGGGACAUUUUUUUCCGAAACACCAAUGCCGGAGCGCCCCCAGGCACCGCCUACCAGAGCCCACUCCCCCUGAGCCCGGGCUCCCUGUCAGCUGUGGCCAGAGCGCGGCCCCUGGUGGAGGCCCAACCCAAUGUGGACAAGCUGGUGGAGGAUCACCUGGCAGUGCAGUCGCUCAUCAGGGCUUACCAGAUACGAGGGCACCAUGUAGCACAGCUGGACCCCCUGGGAAUUUUGGAUGCUGAUCUGGACUCCUCCGUGCCCGCUGAUAUUAUCUCAUCCACAGACAAACUUGGAUUCUAUGGUCUGGACGAGUCUGACCUGGACAAGGUCUUCCACCUGCCCACCACCACGUUCAUUGGAGGGCAGGAGUCCGCUCUUCCUCUGCGAGAGAUCAUCCGACGCCUGGAGAUGGCCUACUGCCAGCACAUUGGGGUAGAAUUCAUGUUCAUCAAUGACCUGGAGCAGUGCCAGUGGAUCCGGCAGAAAUUCGAGACACCUGGGGUCAUGCAGUUCACCAACGAGGAGAAGCGGACCCUGCUGGCCCGGCUCGUGCGCUCCACCAGGUUUGAGGAGUUCCUGCAGCGGAAGUGGUCAUCUGAGAAGCGCUUUGGCCUGGAAGGCUGCGAGGUGCUGAUUCCUGCCCUCAAGACCAUCAUUGACAAGUCCAGUGAGAACGGAGUGGACUACGUGAUCAUGGGGAUGCCACACAGGGGGAGACUGAAUGUGCUUGCGAACGUCAUCAGGAAGGAGCUGGAGCAGAUUUUCUGUCAGUUCGACUCAAAGCUGGAGGCAGCUGAUGAGGGUUCUGGAGAUGUGAAGUACCACCUGGGCAUGUAUCACCGGCGGAUCAACCGUGUGACCGACAGGAACAUCACCCUGUCGCUGGUGGCAAACCCUUCCCACCUGGAGGCUGCUGAUCCUGUGGUGAUGGGCAAGACCAAAGCUGAGCAGUUUUACUGCGGGGACACUGAGGGGAAGAAGGUCAUGUCCAUCCUUCUGCAUGGGGACGCCGCAUUUGCUGGCCAGGGCAUCGUUUACGAGACCUUCCACCUGAGUGACCUGCCGUCUUACACGACUCAUGGCACUGUCCACGUGGUUGUCAACAACCAGAUCGGCUUCACCACAGACCCGCGCAUGGCCCGCUCCUCGCCCUACCCUACUGAUGUGGCCCGAGUGGUGAAUGCCCCUAUCUUCCACGUGAACUCGGAUGACCCAGAGGCAGUCAUGUAUGUGUGCAAAGUUGCAGCCGAGUGGAGGAGCACCUUCCACAAGGAUGUGGUGGUGGACCUGGUGUGUUACCGGCGCAACGGCCACAACGAGAUGGAUGAGCCCAUGUUCACCCAGCCGCUGAUGUACAAGCAGAUCCGCAAACAGAAGCCCGUGCUGCAGAAGUAUGCAGAGUUGCUGGUGUCACAGGGCGUGGUCAAUCAGCCUGAGUACGAGGAGGAGAUCUCCAAGUAUGACAAGAUCUGUGAGGAGGCCUUCACCAGGUCCAAGGACGAAAAGAUCUUGCACAUCAAGCACUGGCUGGACUCCCCCUGGCCUGGCUUCUUCACCCUGGACGGGCAGCCGAGGAGCAUGACCUGCCCCUCCACGGGCCUGACGGAGGACAUUCUCACACACAUUGGAAACGUGGCCAGCUCCGUGCCUGUGGAGGAUUUCACCAUUCACGGAGGGCUGAGCCGGAUCCUGAAGACCCGUGGGGAGCUGGUGAAGAACAGGACUGUGGACUGGGCUCUGGCAGAGUACAUGGCUUUUGGCUCCCUACUGAAGGAGGGCAUCCAUAUCCGGCUGAGCGGCCAGGAUGUGGAGCGGGGCACUUUUAGCCAUCGCCACCAUGUCCUGCACGACCAGAACGUGGACAAGAGAACCUGCAUCCCCAUGAACCACCUCUGGCCCAACCAGGCCCCCUACACCGUGUGCAACAGCUCACUGUCCGAGUACGGGGUCCUGGGCUUUGAGCUGGGUUUUGCCAUGGCCAGUCCUAACGCCCUGGUCCUCUGGGAGGCCCAGUUUGGUGACUUCCAUAACACGGCCCAGUGCAUCAUCGACCAGUUCAUCUGCCCGGGACAAGCCAAGUGGGUGCGGCAGAACGGCAUCGUGCUGCUGCUGCCCCACGGCAUGGAGGGCAUGGGCCCAGAACAUUCCUCCGCCAGGCCAGAGAGGUUCCUGCAGAUGUGCAAUGAUGAUCCAGAUGUCCUGCCAGACCUUAAGGAAGCCAACUUUGACAUAAAUCAGCUGUAUGAUUGCAACUGGGUUGUGGUCAACUGCUCCACCCCUGGCAACUUCUUCCACGUGCUACGUCGCCAGAUUCUCCUGCCCUUCCGGAAGCCGCUAAUCAUCUUCACCCCGAAGUCCCUGCUGCGGCACCCCGAGGCCAGGUCCAACUUUGACGAGAUGCUUCCAGGAACGCACUUCCAGCGGGUGAUCCCAGAAGAUGGCCCUGCAGCACAGGACCCAGGGAACGUCAAGAGACUUCUCUUCUGUACCGGCAAAGUGUACUAUGACCUCACCCGAGAGCGCAAAGCGCGGGACAUGGUGGAGCAGGUGGCCAUCACCAGGAUCGAGCAGCUGUCGCCUUUCCCCUUCGACCUCCUGCUGCAGGAGGUCCAGAAGUACCCCAACGCUGAGCUGGCCUGGUGCCAGGAGGAGCACAAGAACCAAGGCUACUACGACUACGUGAAGCCCAGGCUGCGAACCACCAUCAGCCGCGCCAAGCCUGUGUGGUAUGCUGGCCGGGACCCAGCAGCAGCUCCAGCCACCGGCAACAAGAAGACCCACCUCACGGAGCUGCAGCGCCUCCUGGACACAGCCUUCGACCUGGACGCCUUCAAGAACUUUUCGUAG
Rangifer tarandus platyrhynchus (Svalbard reindeer) is the source of this 3072-nucleotide messenger RNA. NCBI's taxonomy places the organism in Eukaryota, Metazoa, Chordata, Mammalia, Artiodactyla, Cervidae. The record is from the annotation of a GenBank genome assembly.